GAGAGCAAAGCGCAGCAGUAGGCAACCACUAGCACCAGCCUCAAACCAGAAAUAAAGACGAAGUUCACCCGCACGCGUUACUAAACAUAUACUUUCAGCAGAUAGUUCGUGGAAAAAUGUUAUCUCGGAAAUUUUGACGUCGGGAUGCUGUCAUUUUUGUACUAAAUGAAAGACGUCAACAGUCUGGGGAAAAGGAAACAACAACACUGGGAAAGACUGGAUUACACACAGCAGUGACAAUAAAACAACAUUCCCCGACAAGUGGACAGUCUGGUGUCGAGGGUGAAGUCCCGACGCACACACGCGGAAAUAGUUGUGCCUUUAUGUUUUUCUUGAAAUUGUUAAAGUCCCAAACGCUGAAGGAGAGUUGUGGAAAUAGGGGGGAAGGGCAGGUUCCCUUCUGGACUUUUUCCCCUCUACAGAUCUUUUUAAAAUGAUGGCAGCAGAGGUGAGCAAUGAGGAUACGGGCUCAGUCAAGACAGGGACUGGUGGAGGAGGCCCGGAGACGGCCCCUUUCCCCUACUAUCCCAAGUCCAGAGUGCGAGUGUCUGAUUUGGGACAAGGAGCAGCGCAGCCCUUCCGUCAGAACUCAAACACAUCCCCGGACUCUGUGAAUGACAUGAGCCUCGCUUUCACCAUGCCUGGUGGGGACUCCGGACCAGCACUGUCCGCCUCGGGGAGUGGCGGGGGAGGUGGACAUUUCCAAGGGAGCGGGGGCAGCUUGUGUUAUUCUCCUUCUUCGGAUGGCCCUGAUAGCCGGGUCUCACCCACAUCGUCCUGCCCGGACGGACCCAGUGUUUUCCCCCCACUGCCGCCUCCUCCCCCCUCUGUGGGCUGUGGGGGGCUCGGCGGCACGCUGGAUGAAGGAGACCUGCCGGAUGGACCAGAAUGGGUGGAUGAUGAUGAGGUGGUGUUCCCACUCUCUGCACCUCCCACCAACCAGUGGUACCAUGGCAAGCUGGACCGCACCAUUGCUGAGGAGCGCCUGCGCCAGGCCCGGACCCCCGGCAGUUACCUCAUCAGGGAGAGUGACCGGCGGCCUGGCUCCUUUGUCCUGUCCUUUCUCAGCAUGACCAGUGUGGUCAACCACUUCAGGAUAAUCGCCAUGUGUGGGGACUAUUACAUUGGUGGGCGGCGGUUUUCGUCCCUCUCAGACCUGAUUGGUUACUAUAGCUAUGUGUCCUGUCUGCUCAAAGGAGAGAAACUGCUGUCUCCAGUGGCGCCCCCAGAGCCUGUUGAAGAUAGGAGGAGAGUAAGGGCCAUUCUUCCAUACACCAAAGUGCCAGAUACUGACGAAAUCAGCUUCCUUAAAGGGGACAUGUUUAUUGUUCACAAUGAACUGGACGACGGCUGGAUGUGGGUGUCCAAUGUCCGUACAGAGGAGCAGGGUCUUAUUGUGGAAGAUCUCGUGGAAGAAGUGGGCAGGGAGGAGGAUCCUCAUGAGGGAAAAAUCUGGUACCAUGGAAAGAUUACCAAACAAGAGGCCUAUAACCUCCUCAUGACAGUGGGCCAGGUGUGCAGCUUUCUAGUGCGACCCUCGGACAACACGCCGGGAGACUACUCCCUAUUUUUUCGCACCAAUGAAAACAUCCAAAGGUUUAAGAUCUCCCCCACCCCAAACAAUCAGUACAUGAUGGGAGGGAGGUACUACAACAGUGUUGAUGACAUAAUUGAACACUAUAAAAAAGAGCAAAUUGUCGAGGGCUACAACCUUAAAGACCCAGUGUCAGUCCAACACCAGGAACAAGUCAUUAAUGACACAGUGGAUGGAAGAGAAAUCUAUAACACUAUCAGGCGAAAACCAAAAGAUGCUUUCUACAAAAAUAUUGUCAAGAAAGGCUACCUCUUGUUCAACAAAGGAAAAGGAAAGCGUUGGAAAAACCUGUACUUCAUUCUUGAGGGAAAUGAUGCCCAGCUCAUUUACUUUGAGAGUGAGAAGAGAGCCACCAAACCCAAAGGGCUGAUUGACCUGAGUGUGUGCUCGGUGUACGGGGUUCACGACAGUCUGUUUGGCAGGCCAAACUGUUUUCAGAUUGUUGUCCAGCACUUUAGUGAGGAACAGUACAUUUUCUACUUUGCUAGUGAAGCUCCAGAACAUGCACAGGAUUGGAUGAAAUGCCUUCAGGAUUUUUGCAGUAACCUAAGAAAAACCACUGCUCCCACAACAAACAAAAGGCUGAGACAGGUGAGCAGUCUGGUCCUCUAUGUGGAGGAGGCUCACAAACUGCCUGUCAAGUACUUCACAAACCCAUACUGUAACAUCUACCUGAACAGUGUGCAAGUGGCGAAGACACAUCCACGAGAGGGACAGAAUCCAGUGUUCACAGAGGAGUUCAUUUUUGAUGAUUUAUCAAAUGAAAUUAAUAGAUUUGAAAUCAGUCUAAGCAACAAAACAAAAAAGAGCAAAGAAAGUGACAUAUUGUUUAUGCGCUGUCAGCUGAACCGUUUACAAAAGGGCCAGAUGAUUGACGAGUGGUUCCCCCUCAGCUCCCAUGUGCCUCUGAAGGGCAUCGAGCCGGGGUCUCUGAGGGUGCGGGCACGUUACUCCAUGGAGAAGAUCAUGCCCGAAGAGGAGUACAAUGAGUUCAAAGAGAUGAUCUUACAAAAAGAGUUCCAUGUUAUCUAUGCUCUGGCCCACGUGUGUGGCCAAGAUCGCACCCUGCUGGCCAGUCUGUUACUGCGCAUCUUUAGACACGAGAAGGCUGAAGCUCCAUUACUCAGGACGCUCAACGACAGAGAAAUCAACAUGGAGGAUGAGGCCACAACUCUGUUCCGGGCCACCACACUGGCCAGCACGCUGAUGGAGCAGUACAUGAAAGCUACAGCCACUCCGUUUGUCCACCACGCACUGAAAGACACCAUCCUCAAGAUCAUGGAGAGUAAACAGUCGUGUGAGCUAAAUCCAUCCAAACUUGAAAAAAAUGAGGAUGUGAAUCUAAACCUGGCUCAUCUGCUCAACAUCUUGUCUGAACUGGUGGAAAAGAUCUUCAUGGCUGCUGAGAUACUUCCACCGACACUGAGAUAUAUCUAUGGUUGUCUACAAAAGUCAGUACAGCAGAAAUGGCCCACAAACACCACCAUGCGGACAAGAGUCGUGAGUGGAUUUGUCUUUCUAAGGCUAAUCUGUCCAGCCAUCCUCAAUCCAAGAAUGUUUAAUAUAAUUGCUGAUCCACCAUCUACAACAGCAGUCAGGACACUCACAUUAGUGGCUAAGUCAGUCCAGAAUCUUGCCAACCUGGUAGAAUUUGGUGCCAAGGAGCCCUAUAUGGAGGGUGUUAAUCCAUUUAUUAAAAACAACAAACAUAGGAUGAUUAUGUUCCUGGAUGAGUUAGGGAAUGUCCCUGAACUCCCUGACACGACUGAGCACUUUAGGACAGACCUGUCCCGGGACCUGGCCGCGCUGCACGAGGUCUGUGCCACACAUUCAGAUGAGCUGCGCACUCUGAGCAACGAGAGGGGGGCUCAGCAGCAUGUGCUGAAAAAGCUACUGGCCAUCACAGAGCUCCUCCAACAAAAGCAAGCUCAGUAUGCCAUGUCCAACAGCAACAGGUAGUACUGCCCUCCCUCUUCUCUCCUCCCAUCCUCCCACCGAGUCUCCAAGGGACCAGACCAGACCGAGCAUGCUCCACCCUCAUCACCAUGGCAACAUCUCCAUCUUUCAUCAUGUCCUUCCAGUAGCCACACCCUCUUUCUGGUCUACCUGUUGUCUGUCCUGUUUGCCUCAAGAAAGCUAUGCAACAACAGCUAAGCACAAUCAGACAGUGCUUGGCAAAACAAGGGUUUUGCUCAUUUUGAUUCCUUUUUGGGUACAUUUCAUUCCCUUUACCAUAAGGGCCAAAUUUUGUAAGUGUUAACUGCUAUGUGUUGAUAGCAAAAGUUGCCAAAGUAUGCCCUUCCCCUUUACAAGGAAUCGGACAUGGUAGUCCUCUUUGCCCACCAUUCUUGUAACUGGAUUAUGCUUUUAUACUGUAAUUAGCGACUGAUUUAUUUUAAACUUGUGACAAUAUCUGCAAAGUGCUGAAACUGGCAUUGUGUUUCAUUAUUUUCUUUGUUUUCUAGAUUGGAGCAAAGUCUUUUACAAAAGUAUGGCUAUUUUAUAUUAAGAAUAAUUUCUCUUGCUGGAAUCAUGAGUAUAUAAGUGAGAUAAACUGAGUUUAUUACUUUUUUCAGUUGUAUCAGCUUUCAGUGAUUAUUUGGUCUUUAUUGAACCUGCCAGACAUACUCAGAAACCAAGUUAAGAGUUUACAGCUGAUUUUUUAAAUAGUCCAAACUGUAUCAGACAUGCAUGCACUUAUUAAACAGUUUUGUAAAGUA
Messenger RNA from Boleophthalmus pectinirostris (great blue-spotted mudskipper), 4314 nucleotides. It is a transcript of the gene rasa1a, whose product is annotated as RAS p21 protein activator (GTPase activating protein) 1a. The transcript has 26 exons. Gene Ontology annotation, biological process: regulation of GTPase activity. The coding region runs from base 434 to 3553 and encodes 1039 amino acids. NCBI's taxonomy places the organism in Eukaryota, Metazoa, Chordata, Actinopteri, Gobiiformes, Gobiidae. The record is from RefSeq and is a predicted model, not a curated record. Gene Ontology annotation, molecular function: protein binding.